UUAGUAAUUGAAUUUUAGCUUGUAUAGUCUUGUUUUCUCUUUUUCAUAGCUAUUUGCCUCAAAUUCAAAUUCUGGAUGCUUGCAAUUGUCUCUUGAGAAAGAGAAAGAGAGAUAUUUCCUACCGGAAUUAUAUAUAAUCGCACUGUUUUUUACAUCAAAUCUCUCUGUGUGAAACCAUGGAUGGAGGUGCUGCUGCCAUCGAAGUUCUUCUCCAAAACCUGAUCGACGUUUUGAAGGAAGACUACUUUCUACUUCAAGGUCUCGAUGAUGAUGUCCAACAACUUCAGACGACUUUGGGCAUUAUUCAAGCCUACUUGAAUGACGCUGCGAAUAAAUCCAUCACCCCAGAUGUUAAGAUCUGGUUGAGGGAGCUUGAAGAUGUGGCUUUCAAAACUGAUAAUGUCUUGGACGAACUCAGCUAUCAUCUUCUCCACAAAAAAGUGAAGAAAAUGAAGACACCCACUGCCAAGGAUAAGAUGCUAUCAUGUUUCUCAGCCUGUAGUGACAUGUCACGCCGGCUUACUAUGGCUCGUACAAUUAAGCAUAUUAAUACCACUUUUGAGUCUAUGAAUACAAAGGCAACAGGUCUUGGCCUUCAAAGCAAAAUUCUGAGUGCACCUGUUGCUGCUCAUACUUCCAUUGAGACUAAUUCAGUCAUGCAUGAUCCAAUCUUUGUCGGAAGAGAUGAUGAAGUGUCUGAAGUAGCUGACAAGCUGACCCGUAUCCCCCAAGAUCAGACCAUCUCCAUCGUUGCCCUUGUAGGAAUGGGGGGUAUGGGGAAGACCACGUUGACUCGGAGAGUCUUCAAUCAUGAAAGGCUAAAGAAAUUUGGAUCAAAUAUUUGGGUUCAUGUUUCUCAAACUUUUGAUCCAAUCGGUCUUUACAACAAAAUCCAUUCAAUAUUGGCUUCAACUACCGGUGAUAGAGUUGAGCGAGUUGAGCAUGAGGAAACUAUCCUUAACAAGCUUCGAGAAGUUCUCAGGUCUAAAACUUAUCUUCUUGUGCUUGACGAUGUUUGGAAUGAAGAUAUUCUGAAAUGGGAAGGUUUUAUAAAUAACAUGAAGGGAGUUUCUUCCACCAAGGGAAAUGGUAUUAUCAUCACCACCAGGAGGGAAAAUGUUGCUUCAAUUGCUGACCCAUUUCAUAUUCAUCGAGUGAAUCGCUUAUCAGAUCAACAGUGCUGGUCCAUAAUUAAAGCAAGAUCUUUUGAUGGAAAUGUAGAAGUUCCAUUAGGAUUUCAAAUGAUUGGGAAAGAGAUUGCAAAGAGAUGUCAGGGUUUGCCCUUAGCUGCCAAUGUAGUUGGUGGUGUGCUUCGCCGCUGCAAGUCCGAACAAGAGUGGUGUGCGAUCAAAGACCCGGAGUGGAUUGGUGAACUCCAUCACUUGCAAACACUAAGAGCAGAUUUAUGGAGAUUAGAGAAACUGCCAAGUACAUUGAAGUACUUGAUUAACUUAAGGCAUCUUUAUCUAGGGUGGGAAACAAAGUUACCUGCAGAGAUUGGGAAAUUAGCUAGUCUCCAAACACUUGAACACUUUAAAGUGGGUGAAGAGAAGGGCUACCAAAUUGAAGAGCUUGGAAGUUUGAAGAAUCUCAAAGGAUCACUAUGGAUUCAGAAUCUCGAAAGGGUGCGUGACAAGGAAGAGGCUAUGAAAGCAUAUCUGUUGCAGAAGUCAAACUUAUCUAAUUUGCGGUUAGAAUGGAAUGAGGAUAGUGGCACCGACGGAAAUUAUGAGAGUGUGUUGGAGGGCCUUCAACCUCAUGCAAAUCUGAAGGUGUUGGGGAUUGAUGGAUUCAAAGGCAUAACAUUUCCUGCAUGGUGUAAGAAGAUGGCAGUACGGAAUGGUUCUCAAGGGUCUUGGGUACCACUUGAUAACUUGAUUGAGAUAUCACUUUGCAAUUGCUCAGAGUGUGAGGAAAUCCCAAUGCUGGAUCACUCAUUGCCUAAUCUCAAAUCUCUUUAUUUGAUUAAUUUGAAGAAGGUUAGGUCCAUAAAUAUCCCCUGCAAAAAUUUAAAAUCUCUCGUUAUGUUCGGAUUACAGAGCUUACAAUAUCUGCCAGAAUCGUUAUUCUGUAACAAUCCAAGUCUCUCAAAUUUAGAGAUUGUGAAGUGCCCUGUGUUGAGUGAAUUACCAGAUGGGCUGGACACCCUCAAUUCUCUAGAAGAAUUGACUAUCAGGGACUGUCCAAAUCUGAAGUUGAUCAAGAAUCCAAGUGGUGGACCAAAAAACAAUCAAGGAAUCCUCCACGAGCUGAGAAUUAUAAAGUGCGAAAAGCUGAUGGCAUUGCCAUGUCAAAUUCUGGAGUCGUCUGCACCCACAAUCAAGACACUCGUAUUGGAAGAAUUAAGGAGCCUAAAGAAUCUACCGAUGCUAAUUGACUGCCUCGCUAAAUCAUCUCCUCGUCUCGAAGAAUUGACAAUCAGAGGUGUGCCUAAUUUCAUGGCUAGUGGUUUUAUUGGGAGUUGGAGUUUAGGCAGGUUGAAGGUGUUAUGUAUAGAUGUGAGUGUGGAGUGGUCAAUGGAGAGUAGUGUUGGCAUUAGAGAGACUGUGGAAGGCAUGCUGCAAGGAUGUGCCAACUCACUUGAAAUCUUAUAUUUGAAGUGGGUGGAAAACUGGGAGUGGAUGCCCCAAUCAAUUCAACACCUCACUGCUCUUUCUAACUUGAUGUUAGAGAAUAUAGGGGUACAAGAAUUGACCCAAUCUAUUCAACACCUCACUGCUCUUUCAUCAUUGGGGUUAAUGAAUAUAGGGGUACAAGAAUUGCCCCAAUCAAUUCAAAACCUCACUUCCCUUUCUUUGUUGAAGUUAGAGAAUAUAGGGAUACAAGAAUUACCAGAAUGGUUAAGAAACCUCUCAUCUAUGCAGUGUUUAAUUCUAGUUGGUUGUAAGAAGUUGAGAUGUCUGCCCUCUGUGGAUGCAUUGAAGCGCCUCUCUCUGUUAGAAAUUGAAGAUUGUCCAGAACUAUGUAUUGAUUCAGAGUGGCGAAAUAAUCCAAAUCUCUACAUCAGGGUUGAUGGCGUGCAUCUAUCUUAAUUGAAUGUCGUAACAAGUAGACUGCAAAAAUGGAGUCAGGAUGAAGUCGGAACCGAAAAGCAAAGUCGAGAGACAUUCCACGAGAAUUGCAGGAUUCACAACAUUCCACGUGGACUGCGGGAUUCAUCACAAAUUCCAAACGCAUUCGUUGGACGUCGUGCUCUGUCCAGAACAUCUUCCACGAGCCGGUGUAGCAGAUUCAUGAAAUUCAGAUUUAAAUGAGGAAAAGAGACAGUUUUUGGCAUUCCAAACUCCACAAAAUAAGAAAAUGACCAAGAAUGAAAAAGGAGAAGAGGGAGAAGAAGAUCAAGCAUCCAAACUCCAACAUCUCGGAGACAAACUAACACUAACAAUUGGAGAACAUCAUGAAUUCUAAGGUUUGGUUUUUACUUAGCAUGUGUGGCUAGUACUUAUCUGUUGCUCAUAGUAUUAGUAGGAUUAAAUGAUAAAAUGAUAUAUUUAAUCCAUUGCUUUGGUUUAUUAUGCUUA
Messenger RNA from Salvia hispanica, 3521 nucleotides. The record is from RefSeq and is a predicted model, not a curated record. NCBI's taxonomy places the organism in Eukaryota, Viridiplantae, Streptophyta, Magnoliopsida, Lamiales, Lamiaceae.